This is a messenger RNA of Trichosurus vulpecula (common brushtail), 1570 nucleotides long. RefSeq names its product beta-1,3-glucuronyltransferase 3 (gene B3GAT3). The transcript has 7 exons. Gene Ontology annotation, cellular component: Golgi membrane. The record is from RefSeq and is a predicted model, not a curated record. Gene Ontology annotation, molecular function: galactosylgalactosylxylosylprotein 3-beta-glucuronosyltransferase activity. NCBI's taxonomy places the organism in Eukaryota, Metazoa, Chordata, Mammalia, Diprotodontia, Phalangeridae. Gene Ontology annotation, biological process: chondroitin sulfate proteoglycan biosynthetic process; carbohydrate metabolic process. The coding region runs from base 174 to 1184 and encodes 336 amino acids.
AGUGAACUCGUGGACCGGCCCGGAAGGAGAGAAGGAAGGGGGGCCGGGGGGGGGGGAGGCGUGAGCUCCUCAUCCCGGACCCGGUAGAGGGGUCCUCCCAGCUCCGGCAAUGAAGCUGAAGCUGAAGAACGUUUUCCUCGUCUAUUUUUUGGUGUCCCUCACCGGCCUCCUCUAUGCUCUCCUGCAGCUCGGCAGGUCAGGUGGGUGCUCUCUGGCUCCUGCAGACGAGGCCUUUGGAGCGCCUGGAGGGAGGACCAGGCCAGCCCUGUGACUGCUCCCCGCACCUUCGAGCAGCUGCUGAGCACCUUCGCAGGAAAGACCUGAAGAUCUCCCAGCUGCAAGCUGAGCUUGGUCGGCCUCCCCCUGCUCCCGCCCAGCCCCCUGAACCCGAGGCUUUACCCACCAUUUAUGUCGUGACCCCCACCUAUGCUAGGCUGGUGCAGAAGGCUGAGCUGGUUCGCCUGUCACAGACCCUGUCCUUGGUGCCCAGACUGCAUUGGGUACUGGUCGAGGAUGCCGAGGCCCCUACUCCACUGGUUUCAGGACUACUGGCCGCCUCUGGUCUCCGAUUCACUCACCUGGUGGCCCUCACACCGAAGGGACAGCGGCUUCGAGAAGGGGAGCCAGGCUGGGUCCGACCCCGGGGUGUGGAGCAGCGUAACCGAGCUCUGGAUUGGCUCCGGGGAAAAGAGGCUGCAGUUGGUGGGGAAAGGGACCCGCCCCCUGUGGGGACUCGGGGGGUCGUGUACUUUGCUGAUGAUGACAACACCUACAGCCGGGAACUUUUUGAGGAGAUGAGGGGAACCCGAGCUGUCUCCGUGUGGCCGGUGGGGCUGGUCGGCGGCCUGCGGUUUGAGGGGCCCCAGGUGCAGGGGGGCCAGGUGGUUGGCUUUCACACAGCCUGGGAGCCAGACCGGCCCUUCCCUCUGGACAUGGCCGGCUUUGCCGUAUCACUGCCCCUUCUCUUGUCUCGGCCCAGUGCCCAGUUUGACUCCACUGCCCCCCGGGGCCACCUGGAGAGCAGUCUCCUCAGCCAUCUCAUUGACCCCAAGGAUCUGGAGCCCCGGGCUGCAAACUGCACACGGGUGCUGGUGUGGCACACGAGGACCGAGAAACCCAAGAUGAAACAGGAGGAACAGCUGCAGAGGCUGGGCCGGGGCUCGGACCCCGGCAUCGAGGUGUGACCGCAGACAUAGGUAGGCUAGAGGAUCACGUAGGUUUCCAAGGUCGUGACCCUACAGAUUUAGGGUCUGCCCUGUGGGCCUGGUGGCCAGAGUGACCGUUUCUAGGGCUCCUCCCUUCCCCCAUCUUGCCGCAUGGAGCUUGCCAAAGAAGACAAGAGGACAGUGGUGUUGAGCCAGGUCAGUCCUGGGGUGGGGAGAUCCCCCCAGGACAGAUGGACUCAGCUGGAAGAGCGGGGAUGACUGCCCGAAGAGGGGUGCUGUCCAGUUACUCAGUGGGCAUGGGCAUGCAUUUUGGGGCCUGAUCAGGUUGGGGCUGCUGGGUCCCUCCCCACAGUGAGCAUGUUCCCCCAUUCCUACCUCCAGAAUAAAGUAUGUCAAUCCUCUGA